UCCAGUUUGGAGUGGUCGAGGAUGCCAUCAGAAGUAGCCUCUCCAUAAGACCUGCAGUGCAUCGGCACUGUGGUUUUAUAGACGUGGGAGCAUAUUAGUUGCUUAUUAGUUUAUUCUACCUCAAAAUAGUUUAAAAACACUUCAAAUUAUUUUACAGGUUAUGCCACCACGGGAAAAAAAAUUAGGUGUAACGAGGUGUUCAACUGGCAACAUUAUACGCUUUAUCGCACAAAGUAAGGGAUCCAUCUGAGGAAUCUGAAAACACCUUCAAGAGUGAUGAUGAAGACGAAACUCACCAUGAACCGAGCAGUCAACACCUUCGGACCAAACCAGUGAAAGUCGUCUUUAUGGAGUUUCAAAAUGACAUUUUCUAAACUGCUGAACGAGAGCAAGGAUGAAUUCCCCUCGGACUUUCUCUCCAACAUCAGCAACACCACCUGUGAGGGCAUCACCCUCGACUCUCAAGUCAUCGGUGUCGGAGUCUUUCUGGCCGUUUUCAUUUUGGUGGCCAUCGUCGGAAACAUUUUGGUUAUUCUGUCGGUGCUGUGCAAUAAACAUUUGCAGACGGUCACCAACUUCUUCAUUGUGAACCUGGCCAUUGCGGACCUUCUGCUUAGCAUCAUUGUCCUCCCGUUCUCCGCGUCUCUAGAGGUGCUGGGAUGCUGGGUGUUCGGUCGGGUCUUCUGCAACAUCUGGGCAGCGGUGGAUGUGCUCUGUUGCACGGCGUCUAUUUUAAGUUUGUGCAUUAUAUCUAUAGACAGGUACAUCGGGGUAAAGUACUGUCUGAAAUACCCCACUAUCAUGACUGAACGGAAAGCGGGUGUCAUCCUCGUGGUGGUCUGGGUUUCCUCGAUGGUGAUUUCCAUCGGACCGCUUUUGGGAUGGAAAGAGCCUCCACCUUCUGACGAGAGCAUCUGCAGCAUCACGGAGGAACCGGGUUAUGCUCUGUUCUCCUCUUUAUUCUCCUUCUACCUCCCGCUCAUGGUGAUUUUAGUCAUGUACAUUAGAGUAUACAUCGUGGCCCGCAGGACUACAAAAAGUUUGGAAGCGGGUGUGAAACGGGAGAGAGAUAAAUCAGUGGAGGUGGUGCUGAGGAUACAUUGCAGGAGCAUGCCGGAGGAUGCCAGCACGAACUCCAAAACCAAAAACCACCCGUUCAGAAGUUCACUGUCCGUGAGACUCAUGAAGUUCUCCAGGGAGAAGAAAGCUGCUAAAACCCUCGCCAUCGUCGUGGGGAUGUUCAUUCUUUGUUGGCUACCGUUUUUCUUCGUUUUGCCGUUGGGCUCUUUCUUCCCAGCUCUGAAACCCUCUGAGAUGGUGUUCAAAGUAAUCUUCUGGCUGGGCUACUUCAACAGUUGCAUUAACCCUGUAAUUUACCCUUGCUCGAGCAAGGAGUUCCAGCGCGCCUUCACCCGUCUGGUGCGCUGCCAGUGCCAGCGGCGCCGCCGAAUCCUCCGCCGCUUCUACGACCAGCGCUGGAGAACAGCCAUGCGAGGAGCCCGGAGGGACCCGCACGGAGACUACUGCUCUGGAUUUCCCUUUCACGAGCAGUGUGGUAACUCUAUCUAUUCCUGCCAGAGCAAGAGCCGGCCUCUUAGUCUGAAGAGCUGGAGCUUCUUCCCCCCUUUACAGAAGUCCUCCAUCCAGCUGAAGGAGAAAAUGAACAACCUUUCCAAUAAGAUUAAGAACGGGACAGGGAAGAGUAGUACGUCUGCUCUGGCCCGGACAGAGAUUGACACGGUCUCCAUGGGGAUCUAUAACGACUGCGGCGAUCAGAGCGGCUACCAGAUCUACGACCUCACAGAGUGCUACGGCCUGAAGGAAACAGACAUCUAAACAAAGACAGAGAUUACUGUCUGUUUUCUUUGAGAGCUCUGACCCACUGCCAGUUCUUAGGAAUUGUUUGAAUUUUUUGUUUUUUGUUCUCAAAGACUAGUAUUCUUGUCUUAAAAUACAGGCCAAUGACAAAAGGACAAUGCGUGAUAAAGAAUAUUAAUGUUUUUUCACAUGGAUAAUUUAAAAAUAUUUCUUUAAAAGAGGGAAAAGUACACUGAAUGGAAAAAUGUAUGUGGUGGGGAGGUAGUGGAGGGCUUAUCCGCACUGGAUCAGAUUGAAAAGACUCAUAGCUGCUGGGUAUGUGUAUACCGUGUUGUCCAUGUGGCCUUAGUCUGUCGGGUGUUUCAAACUCUCUGAUGACCAGCAAUGAUUUGAACUGUAUUUACAAUGAGAGAUUGUUACAGUUUCUUUGACUUGCUGUCCAUUAAGUGUGAAUGGAAAACAUGUUUGACUGUGAUGUAUUGAGACACUGUUGAAUCCGUGACACUGAUUUGUAUUAAUGAUUCACUGUGGUUCACAGUGCUGUGGAAUUCACUUUCAAAUCAUUCGAAAUCGAUUCCGAUACCUUUAAAUGUGAGGCACAGUUUGUAACCCAAACAGAUUUUGUGCAGAUGUUUUCAGUAUUACAGAGGGUAGUUGAAUACUGUGCUAUCCAUGUGCUAUUCAUGCUAUUCUCAUUUCAACCAUGAUAUUUAAGUCAUCCCUAAAUGAAAAAAAAAAAAAAAGAUCAUAAUUCAUGGACUACAACAAGUGUUGUUGAGAAAAGCUUUGAGUUUCUUUGUAAUGCUGAUGUGACAGUGUCUUUGAGUGUCAACUAUUAAACAUAAUAAAUCUGAAAA
Messenger RNA from Carassius gibelio (silver crucian carp), 2675 nucleotides. Its product is annotated as alpha-1D adrenergic receptor-like. Gene Ontology annotation, biological process: phospholipase C-activating G protein-coupled receptor signaling pathway; positive regulation of cytosolic calcium ion concentration; adenylate cyclase-activating adrenergic receptor signaling pathway. The record is from RefSeq and is a predicted model, not a curated record. Gene Ontology annotation, cellular component: membrane. The transcript is spliced from 2 exons. Gene Ontology annotation, molecular function: alpha1-adrenergic receptor activity. NCBI's taxonomy places the organism in Eukaryota, Metazoa, Chordata, Actinopteri, Cypriniformes, Cyprinidae. The coding region runs from base 361 to 1836 and encodes 491 amino acids.